Messenger RNA from Aspergillus vadensis CBS 113365, 384 nucleotides. RefSeq lists its product as uncharacterized. Bases 118 to 339 code for a protein of 73 amino acids. The record is from RefSeq and is a predicted model, not a curated record. The transcript has a single exon. Lineage: Eukaryota; Fungi; Ascomycota; Eurotiomycetes; Eurotiales; Aspergillaceae.
GUCGGAUCGACAUUCAGCUUUCAGUCUCGUGUGACGUUGAAACUUGUCGCCGACUCCUAUCUUCAGCGGUUGCCAACCAGUUUAUUCCUGCGAACCGUUACAAGUAAGGGAUAUGUGAUGGGGAUUGACGGAGGGGGGAAGAGGAUGAGGAGGAGGAGGAGAAGGAUGAGGGGAGGGGGGAAGAGAGAAGGCCCUAGCUCACUCUUACUCUUGCUCUCACACUCACACUCACACUCACUCACUCUCUCUCACACACACACACACACUCUCUCUCUUUCACUUCUCCACCUCCUCCUUGGGGGCGCAAAGAGGGGAGGGGGGUGGAGAGAGAAGGAGUAGCAGGAGAAGGGAGCUCCUUGUCCCGAAAGGCAGUUAACGGUUGGC